AUGUCUUCUAGUAGAACACGACUUAUACCGCGAGCUGACUAUUACUCUAGCCAGACUUUGGCAGAGGUCUUCUCGACCACGGAACGCUACAUGCUCUGGGAUGAUGAUCGAAUUGCCGCGAAGAAGUCCACCGAGCAGGAAGAUCGGCCGACCAAGCGGGUAGACCAAAAAAGCGACAGGCUUGGCAGCAAGGACAACGCAAGUCGCACCCACAAGGAGAUGCUACCGCCACCCUUGAAAGGAGAUCCGGACAAGAGGGAUACCAGAAAGUAUUGUGCCUUUCAUGCGACACAUGGGCACAAUACGAAUAAUUACUUUGCUUGGAAAGCACACCUCGAAGAACUCGUGAGAGAAGGUCACUGCACGGAGUUCAUCACGAAGCAGGCCAUCCAGCAGAUAGAGGACCGCGAAACCACUAAGGAGCCACCCCAAAAGGUCAUGAGGAUUAACAUAAUCCUAGCAGAGUCCGAGGAGUCCGGACUGACCAACAAAGAAAAGACGAGAAAGAUCAAACAGGCCAUCAUGAUCUCUCAGGUCUCCACUAGUCUCCCACUGGCAGAAGACAAUCUCGUGAUCGGCUUCCAGAAGAAAGAUCUAAUUAGCCUUGAUCUACCACACAAUGACGCCCUUGUCAUCAGCAUUCAAAUUGCUCAGGCCAUGGUUGACCGAAUCCAUGUGGACGAGGGCAGUGCAGCCAACAUCCAACAAUUGGCGGUCAUCCAACAGAUGGGCUUGGAGACAAAGAUCAAUAAAUCAGCCAAGUCGCUGACUGGCUUCAAUGGCACAACAACGGUUACCGUGGGCACGAUAGAUCUCGACGUCUACUCCCCAACUGUAAUCAGUUCGCAAACGUUCAUGGUCAUUGAUGAGGUCUCACCCUACAAUGGCAUUCUGUGUAGACCAUGGAUCGCCAAGAUCAACGCCAUCACCUCCGCCACACAUCAGAAGAUUCGCUACCCAAUCCCUGGGGUCGGUAUCGGCCAAAUCAAUAGCGAUCAGGCAAUGGUGAGGAAAUGCUCAGUUCAAGGGCUGAAGAAAGGCAAGCAAACAUAG
Prunus armeniaca (apricot) is the source of this 1053-nucleotide messenger RNA. The record is from the annotation of a GenBank genome assembly. Lineage: Eukaryota; Viridiplantae; Streptophyta; Magnoliopsida; Rosales; Rosaceae.